UGCUGACCCCUCUCUCAGUGUGCUGACCCAGGUGGUGUCCAGCCAUGGUGUGGUGUGAGAAGGGAAUUCAGAUCCUGCUGACCACAGUGGGCGCCUUCGCGGCCUUCGGCCUCAUGACCGUGGCCAUCGGCACCGACUACUGGCUGUACGCCCGCGCCUUCAUCUGCAACAGCACGGCCAACUCCAGCCAGGACGACCCCCACAACAAGGACCGCAAGGACCCCGGCGCCCUCACGCACUCCGGCCUCUGGAGGAUCUGCUGCCUGGAAGGCAGCUCGUUUGACAGCCCCGCCUGGCAGCGUCAGGACCCCCCCGUGCAUGAUGUCGUCUGUGUGUCAUGAGUCUCAUCAGUCCAUCAUUUCCAACCUCAUCCUCCAUCACAGCCCAUCUCUGUGUCCGCGCGCCCGGAGACCGGCCCGCAGGGUAGACAUCACUGCAGACACUCCUGGGGG
Messenger RNA from Lepisosteus oculatus (spotted gar), 452 nucleotides. NCBI's taxonomy places the organism in Eukaryota, Metazoa, Chordata, Actinopteri, Semionotiformes, Lepisosteidae. The record is from RefSeq and is a predicted model, not a curated record.